Messenger RNA from Suillus subalutaceus, 411 nucleotides. RefSeq lists its product as uncharacterized. The record is from RefSeq and is a predicted model, not a curated record. The annotation marks the transcript as partial. Lineage: Eukaryota; Fungi; Basidiomycota; Agaricomycetes; Boletales; Suillaceae. The transcript is spliced from 3 exons.
GGAGGUGGUGCUAGAUAUCCAUACCCAAAGCAUGUGUGGUCCCCCGCUGGUGGCUGGUGGGCCCGUCCUGCGAAUUGGCGGAGCAACACGGUCGUAACUUUUGCUGGUAUAUUUGCCAUUGCAUACGGAGUCUGGACUGUCAGCGCAGACCGUGAGGUCAGACACAUUCAACCUGACCGACCUAUCCCGUCCAUGAUGGUACGUUCUUCCACCUCGUGUGCUCCUAGUCUUGCUGACUCUUUUGUAGUGGGCAAAACAGUACAAGGACCAAUCUCGCGAGAGCUGAGACAGGUAGCGGGGAGUGUAUAUUUCCAUAAGCCGAGCCGUCUUGUCCCAUUCGGUUAUAUCCUUCAUCAUAUACAAGGACACGCCUUCGGUCUGCUCUUCGACGACAAAUUGUAUUUACAGUAG